GAGACGGCUGAGGACCCUGGACUAGCUGCAGGGACCCCCUGGACUGAGCAAGGAACUCCGCUUGAACCCAUCCACCCAUCAUCCCCCCCUACCCGUUCGCCUCCCGCAGGGCCCCACCCUGCAGUUGAGCUCCACCCCAGCUCCUUCCCCAGGUGGGAAGUUGGGGGUCGGAGGGGUCUGUCCCCACCACGGCCAUGUUUAUCACGGUGAUGUUCGGAGCCGGCUGCUGGGAGCUGGUGAACACCUGGUGUGGCCUCGGGACCCUCACCGCCCACCUGAGGCAGAGGGGCCAGGUGCCCCCUGACGCGACCAUUGCCCUGCGGGCUGAGGAUGGGCACCUGGUGAGCCUCGCGGAGGGGCUGGAGGAAGGGCCUUCCCCGGCGCCCUCCGUGGCCAGCCCCCGCUGCAGGAGCGGGGGACCUACGUCCUGGUGCCGAUCAUCAGUAAGCGGGGUCCAGGAUCUGUGCCCCCUGCAACGUCCAGAGUUGGGGGGGCGGGUAUGGACCACCAGCCUGCCAGUGAUCAGACUCCCUCCCUCCGCAGAGGGGGAGGGAGGGGACCCCACCCGCUAUGAGUCCCUCCUGGAGAACCUGGAUGGGCAGCGUCCAGAGCUGGCCGGUGAGUGUCACUCACACGGGAGAGCCUGGGGGCGGGGGCGCCUGCCCACCUGCGCCCUCAGGCAGGGUUUCCCGGGCCUCACAGAGGAGCUGCGCUGGCGGUUGGGCCUGCUCCCCGAGGGCGACGGCCAGAGGCGGCGCCUGGGCACUCGGCGUGGCCACCAGGAGCAAGGCCCUCCUUCUCGGCCCCGAAGGGUGGGCUCCCUGCUGUCCAGGACCCAAGAGCUGGGGCCUGGAGCCAGGUGAGGAGGAGACACGGACCCCGGGGGACUGCUCGCACCCAGAAAUGGGACCCCCUUCCCAGGGGACAGAUGUGCGUGCUGAGAGGUGGACCGCGAUGCCAGCCUCCCUCGGAGACACACGUAAAGCCGCCUGGCGGGACACACUGUGCCCAAGGGCAGGUCGCUGGUGGCUCGCUGACCGGGUACGUGGAACAGGGCCUGGCACACAGAGGGUGCUCUGUGUGGAGACAUUGAAUGAACUCAGCAGAGGCAGCAGCUCCGAGUGCUCGAUGCCGUUUGAAGGGCCUGCUCCUCUGUGCCGGCAGGCCCUGUGACCUGACACAUCACGGCCAAGCGGCCGAGCUGGACUGAGAUCCAAGGGGGCUGGCCAUGACCUCCGCUCCUGUGGUUAGGUGCAAAGGCCCGAAGCAUUCCUCCUGCUGAAUCUGUGAUUAGGGGGAGAUUGCAUCAGCAAGAGGCGCAAGGUCACCGACGGAGCGUGAGGCCACGGAGACGAAAAGGGUGGAGGGGUGGUGCUCCUUGAGAGGAGGUGGCACGCUCCUCCAGGGUCUCCAGCUGGCCGGAGUCAGACGCCCUUGAGGCUUGAGGUCAGCAGUUAAUGCCUCACCGUCCGGUCUGCGCUGCCUGUUGGAUUACGCAGGAUGACAAGGUCGCCCUCCCCACCAGGGACAGCAGCUGAAGGGGCGGCACCCCACCCUGCAGUGGGAC
Budorcas taxicolor (takin) is the source of this 1567-nucleotide messenger RNA. It is a transcript of the gene C17H22orf15, whose product is annotated as chromosome 17 C22orf15 homolog. The coding region runs from base 195 to 863 and encodes 222 amino acids. The transcript is spliced from 4 exons. Lineage: Eukaryota; Metazoa; Chordata; Mammalia; Artiodactyla; Bovidae. The record is from RefSeq and is a predicted model, not a curated record.